GCCUUUUUCUCUUUUUCUUUUUUCCACUCUCUUUAUAAACACCGCACCCCACACUUUCACCACACUUCGUUUCUCUUUCAACUCCCACGUUUUCAGUUGCUCUUUCUCUCUCUCAGAAUGGACAAAGCCCAAACCGAACCCUGGCGACCCGACCCGUUUCACUCCGGCAUUUUCCGGCCGCCGGAGACGCCGCGCGAGCCCAUGGAGUUCCUCUCCCGUUCCUGGAGCGUCUCCGCUCACGAAGUCUCCAAAGCUCUCUCUCCGGCGCUCUCUAAAGUCACCCUCUCCAAUGGCACCGCUGCCGUCGUCGCCAUACCGGAAGACAUCGCAGGCGAAGCAGAAGAAUCCUCCGCCACCGUCUCCGGGAACCCCUUUUCCUUCGCCUCCUCCGAAACCUCCCAAAUGGUCAUGGAACGAAUCAUGUCACAAUCCCAGGAGGUAUCUCCACGAACCUCAGGGAGACUCUCUCAUAGCAGUGGCCCUCUUAACGGAACCCAAAGUUGUGGCUCCUUAACCGAUAGUCCUCCUGUUUCUCCUUCUGAAAUCGACGAUAUCAAGUACACCCGCGCCAACAACAUCGCCAGCAGUUUAAGUCUUAAUUUCAGAACCACCGCGACCGCCGCCGCGCCUGGCGGCGGGAAGACGGUGGGGAGGUGGCUCAAGGACAGGAAGGAGAAGAAGAAAGAGGAGACCAGGGCGCACAAUGCUCAGCUCCACGCGGCGGUGUCGGUGGCCGGAGUUGCUGCGGCGAUAGCCGCGAUUGCUGCAGCCACCGCCGCCACGUCCGGGGCUGGUAAGGAUGAGCAGAUGGCGAAGACCGACAUGGCGGUGGCGUCGGCAGCGACGCUGGUGGCGGCGCAGUGCGUGGAGGCGGCGGAGGCUUUGGGGGCGGAGCGUGAGCACCUUGCGUCGGUGGUUAGCUCCUCCGUGAAUGUGAGAUCCGCCGGUGACAUUAUGACUCUGACUGCUGCGGCUGCCACAGCUUUGCGUGGGGCUGCGACAUUGAAAGCGAGGGCCCUGAAGGAAGUGUGGAAUAUUGCAGCAGUGAUUCCUGUGGAGAAAAAUUUGGCAGUAGCUGGUGGACAUAAUAACAACAAUAACGCAAGUAAUGGAAAUUCUAAGAGUAGCUUCAGCGGUGAACUUGUCCCUGAAGAAAAUUUCUUGGGUAUAUGCAGUAGAGAAUUAUUAGCCAGAGGUUGUGAACUCCUCAAACGCACACGCAAAGGUGAUCUUCAUUGGAAGGUUGUAUCUGUGUAUGUAAACAGGAUGAAUCAGGUUAUAUUGAAAAUGAAGAGCAGGCACGUUGCUGGGACCAUCACAAAAAAGAAAAAGAAUGUGGUGCUUGAAGUGAUCAAAGAUGUACCUGCUUGGCCUGGUCGCCACUUGCUUGAAGGUGGUGAGGAUCGCCGCUACUUUGGGUUGAAAACAGUGAUGCGUGGUCUUGUGGAAUUUGAGUGCAGAAAUCAGAGAGAAUAUGAUGUGUGGACUCAAGGUGUUUCAAGGCUUCUCUCUAUUGCCGCAGAAAAGAACAACAAAAACAGAAUUUGAGCCUUUUGUUUUGGGAAUGUGUAAGGAGGGAGAAGAAAUUUUGGCAAUGGGGGAAUAGGAGGAUCAAUCAAGGUGGUGUUAGUAGCAUUAUAGAUGUUUUGUACAUUGUAAAAAGGUUAAAAAAACUAAAGGCAAAGUUAAUGCCAUAUGGGGUCUCACACUUUACUCUUGGGGAUCUGGAUGGUGUUUUUUUUUUGAAUGAGAAAGCGAAACAUUUGAACUGAAGUGUGAGCCCAUAGUGAACCAAUUGACCUUUUGUUCCUUCAUUAUUCUGGAAAGAAAAUGAGUAUCUUGGACUUGGGGGGGAGUGGUAGUCAAAAAGAAGUGGAAAGAAUCAUAUUGGAGGGAAAGUAUAAUCUUUAAGGACAAAUAUACUCUUGUUUGAUCUUUCCUUGUUUGUACAUAUGGGUUUGGACUUUAUGAAAAAAGUGGUCAAAAGUCUAGAUUUUCAUGUGAUUAUUACAAUAAAAAAUUUCUGGGCGUAGGCUCUUGGAUUGGAUCUAUGGAAAAAUUCUUUCCAACUAA
This is a messenger RNA of Glycine soja, 2073 nucleotides long. RefSeq names its product VAN3-binding protein-like. The record is from RefSeq and is a predicted model, not a curated record. The transcript has 7 exons. Lineage: Eukaryota; Viridiplantae; Streptophyta; Magnoliopsida; Fabales; Fabaceae. Gene Ontology annotation, biological process: phloem or xylem histogenesis; auxin-activated signaling pathway; leaf vascular tissue pattern formation. The coding region runs from base 118 to 1548 and encodes 476 amino acids.